Messenger RNA from Chelmon rostratus (copperband butterflyfish), 2155 nucleotides. It is a transcript of the gene lrrn3a, whose product is annotated as leucine rich repeat neuronal 3a. Gene Ontology annotation, molecular function: protein binding. The transcript has a single exon. The record is from RefSeq and is a predicted model, not a curated record. Bases 1 to 2106 code for a protein of 701 amino acids. NCBI's taxonomy places the organism in Eukaryota, Metazoa, Chordata, Actinopteri, Chaetodontiformes, Chaetodontidae.
AUGAAGGAGACGGCAGUUGUGGCUUGUUUUCUGGCUGAGCUGUCUCUGGCUGCUUUUGUUCUGGCCUCUGAGGGGGCUGCUCAUUGCCCUGCACUGUGUCAAUGUGAGAUACGACCCUGGUUCUCACCCAGUUCUGUUUACGCCGAGGCUGCCACUGUGGACUGCAAUGACCUGGGCCUCUCAGUGCUGCCGGAGAGACUACCCUCAGAAACACAGGUGCUGCUGCUGCAGACAAACAACAUUGUUAAUGUGGAGAAGACUUUGGAUUACUUGGCCAACAUCACUGAAAUCGACUUGUCUCAGAACAACAUUUCCUCGGUGAGCCAUGUUUGUCUGGGGUCUCUCCCCCAGCUGCUGUCACUUCACAUGGAGGAGAACUGGAUUCAGGAGCUAGCUGACAGCUGCCUUGCUUCCCUGCCCAAUCUCCAGGAGUUCUACAUAAACCACAACCUUAUAGUCUCCAUUAGCCCCGGAGCCUUCCAGGGCCUGAGCAGGCUGACGAGGCUCCAUCUUAAUUCUAAUCGAUUGACAAGCAUCAACAGCCAGUGGUUCCAGCAUCUCCCCAACUUGGAGAUACUGAUGCUGGGAGAGAACCCCAUCCUGGAGCUGUCAGACAUCAACUUCAAACCUCUCGCUAACCUCCGGAGCCUGGUGCUUGCCAAGAUGAAUUUGACUGAAAUUCCAGAUAACGCUCUGGUUGGCCUCGAGAAUUUGGAGAGCAUCUCAUUUUUUGACAACUUGCUCAGUCGAGUGCCCCGAGCUGCACUGAUGAGAGUCCAGAACCUGAAGUUUCUGGAUUUGAAUAAGAAUCCCAUUGAGAGGAUCCAGAGAGGUGACUUCAUAGACAUGCUGCAUCUCAAGGAGCUCGGCAUCAACAGCAUGCCCGAGCUUGUAUCCAUUGACGGUUUUGCCCUAAACAACCUGCCAGAGCUGACAAAAAUCGAGGCCACGAACAAUCCCCGGCUGUCCUACAUCCACCCCAGGGCCUUCCACAAGCUCCCCCGGCUGGAGACUCUGAUGCUAAACAGCAACGCUCUGAGCGCACUCCACAGCGGCACCGUGGAGUCCCUGCCCAACCUGCGAGAGGUCAGUCUGCACAGUAAUCCUAUCCGCUGCGACUGUGUGAUCCGCUGGGUCAACAUGAACAGGACAGCACUGCGCUUGAUGGAGCCCGACUCCCUGUUCUGUGUGGAGCCUCCGGAGUACCAAGGCCAGCGCGUCCGACAGGUGCAUUUCAGGGAGAUGACAGAGAUCUGCCUCCCUCUGAUUUCACCUGGGAGCCUCCCGGAUCAGGUUGAAGUUAAUAAAGGGACAUCCGUGUCACUGCACUGCAGAGCGUUCGGAGAACCGGAACCUGAGAUCUACUGGGUGACACCAUCGGGUGACAGGGUCCUACCUGGGAGCGUAUCCGAUAAGUACUACAUGCACCCCGAGGGAAGCUUUGACAUAUACGACGCCACAGAGCAGGAAGCUGGCUCGUACACUUGCAUCGCCCACAACCUCGUCGGAGCAGACCUCAAGACUGUGACUGUCGUGGUGGACAGAUACAGUUCCCAGCCUUUAAAGCAACCUUUACAUGUAUAUAUCACAUCUGUCCAGACUCGUUCUGUUACGGUUUCCUGGGAGAGCACGGGUGGCUCGGUAUCACAACUACAUUGGUCUGUUUUAGCUGAUGGCGGUCGCCUCUUGAUGCCCCUGAAAGCCCGGCUUCCUGCUGAUGUCAAAGAGUACCGCAUCAAACAGCUGAAGCCUUCCACUCGUUACAAGGUUUGCGUUGAGGUCACUGCAGUGCCGCCUCAGUACGGCAGGGACUGUGUCAACGUGACCACAAAGGAGGCAGUGGUCCGAAGGGACAAAACCGAGAGCUGGGACAGGCUGGUGAUGGCUGCUUGUGCUGUGGUUUUUAUUGUGAUUGCCUUGGCUUGCUCCGUCAUCUAUACGUCUCUGUACAGCCAAGUGAUCUACAGGAAACUGAUGGCAGACCCGGCUGAAACACUUCUGAUUCACAGCUCUCAUUCCUCCUCCUCUACUUCCUUCCUGGAAUUUGGUUUGUCUGGGGUCAAGGUGAGGGCAACUGCAAUAGACUUACAGGACGACUCUAUGUGAGAAAUGUCUUUGGGAUUAAGUGAAGAUAAAGAGUGAUGGACACUGGACA